AACACCACCGCCGCGAUGCAUCACCUCGCACACGCAUGCCUCACCCAUGGACCUCGGCGGCCUUCGCUCCGAACACCACACGACCGCGGCAAGAAAGAAAGGACCCUGGACGCAGGAUGCGCGCUGCACACCCCUUCGCGCCCGCUGUUGGACUCGACUUGGUCGCCCAUGCCGUCAUGCCGCCACGCGCGUCGGGCACCAACGUCAACCUACCACGUCGCUCGCCCGUGCCACUCGUCCGUCAUCAGCCUGUUUCGACGGCAUGCAGCUCGCCGCAGCCCCCAGCGUCACCCUUCGCAGGCCAUCAGGCGCGCGUAGCCAAUGGGGCCUGGCGCGGACGUGGCAUGCAUCAUGUAUCAGAGACGCCUGUGACGCCUGUGACGCCUGUGCUCGGGUCUGACAACGAAUCUCGGGUGCCUGCCUGCCUGACUUUUUGUGAUGAUGAUGCCUGUUCUGGCUUGUGCCACUUCGUACUCUCUUGACGCCUGUAGCUCGCUCGCAUGCAUGUAGGCGACAGGCAACAGCAGUCUGUCUGCCUCACUCCGCUAUAUUCGUACGUAUAGUACAACCAUGUCGCAGGGUAAGUCUACGUCUCGCGUCUGAGCUCUUGUCCGAACCGCCACGUUCUCCUGCCUCGGCAUUUGCGCGCAUUGCAAAGGGCGCACGCUGUUCGUGGUCGACAUGUCAAGCAACGUCGACCAGGCUGGGCCAGACGCUGUGCCAUUGCCAGCGGAAGGGAGGCAAACCCCCGAGCAGUCCCCAGCACCGGAUGAGCACGUUACCCACACGGAGGCAAACACAAGUGAAGUCGACACCGCCGCGCCCGAGGGCGCUGGAGCUGCAGCCGAUACGCAUCCAGAUGAGGAGGCACCGGCCAGCCAGGACGAGAAUCCUGGAGCAGGAGGCGUCCCCAUAUCGCCCAGUUUGUCUCCAUGGCCGCCGUCUGGCGAGCGAGACCCGGCCCAGGGGUCGGCUGUCGAGGACGUUCCCGAGGAGAGUGACGGCUUGACAGGUCAGGCCGAUCCAUCGUCUUCGCCGCCUACAUCGUCCUGGGUAUCGACCCUCACGCCAACGACGUCACAAGGCGGCAGACGACCAGCCAAAGGCGGUGCCGCCAACUCGGCACCAAUCAAGCAUACAACGAACGGCCGCGGCGACAUUCCGAGCUUCAGACGCAGGGACGACGAGCAGAGCGCCAUCUUCCAUGCUCCUCGCCCGCGCCGACGACCGAGUGCGCUCGACUACCUCGUUGCCGACUCGCCGACGGGCAUACCGAGGGCGGCUCUCGAGACCAAGUAUCGCAGACUCGAGAUGUUGGCACAUGACACGCCGGCAUCAACCAAGAGCGCCCCCGCGCCGUCUGUCUUUCACGGACGCAGUGAAAGCCUGCCACCGGCAGACCCGCCUUUGCAGGACUAUGGACAGACUUUCUCGCCUCACGGAGAGCCUCCAACACCCCCAGGAGUGUAUCGCCAGCCCGUGCAGGGACUCCCUCCCGUGUUCGGGUCGCCAACCAUGACGCACGGAACGACCGCCAUGCCAGAUGGCCCGCUGCAGCAUGCACGGCCCAACAUGCUCCAGCCAAGUUACAGCAGCGAAAAGACUCCCAUGAGCGGCUACGAGCUCCUUGCGGCCAAGCUUGUCGGGGGCCUCGGCGGGCCGCCGGUGACGCCCAUUUACCGCCGGUUCGAGGCGCUCAACCACCGGCUGUUGCUGUACCUGCAAGCCGACCUGACCGAUCUCGAGGCCGAGCUGCGCUCCCUCGACAGAAAGGAUACCGUGGACCGCGGGUGCGGGCUCAUCCCCGCGUCGCGCCGACACGAGCGCUGGUCCAACACGGCUGUGUCGCAGCAGAGGACGGAGAUUCUUGGCCAGAUUGGGUACAAGCUGAGCCAGUAUAACAAGCUCAUCACGUCUUUCCGGCGCGUGCAGGACCUUCCCGGCGCUACGCUGGACGAGGCGCAGAGCUACAGAUCCUGGCUGAGCCGCAGCAGGCUGAUUGUCGAGGACGAGACCAAGUUUCUCGACCUCGGCGAGGACCUCGUGUGCUUGACACGAGACGGCGAUGCCGGGGACGAGUGCGCGCCAAACGACGGCGUGACGCCCAUGCCUCGAACGGCGGACGAGGUCGCCUUUCCGCCCGCCGCCGAGCGCAAGCCUCCCGUGUCCGACACGGGCAGCUUCGUCUGCGACGCCAAGAGCGAUCGGGAACCUCUGCAGGAGGUGAUACGAUCAAGCGUGACGCAGCUCGUGCUGUCCAUGUUCGUGGCGCUCUUCGUGCCCAUCGCCACCUUCACCGUGAUACCCACGUUCGCCGGGCGCGUCGUCGUCGUGGCCCUGACGGGGACGACGGUCGCGACGGUGGCAGGGCAGUCGGUGGCGCCGCUGCUGGACGUAGCGGUGUCGGACUGGGUGCUUUGUGGCGGCAUCUAUUGCGGUGCCAUGAUGCUGGCAGCGGCGGCGUUGGGAUGAGGACGACGAGCUUGUUGGAGGCUGAUGUGUCGUGUAUCACGGAUCUAGUGUAGGACUGUGUCUAAGCGGAUGCUGCCGUAUGUUUCGGUUUCACGCGCUGUCGAGCCAUCUUAUAAAAUCAGUUGCGUAUGUGCGAU
Purpureocillium takamizusanense is the source of this 2609-nucleotide messenger RNA. RefSeq lists its product as uncharacterized. NCBI's taxonomy places the organism in Eukaryota, Fungi, Ascomycota, Sordariomycetes, Hypocreales, Ophiocordycipitaceae. The coding region runs from base 682 to 2472 and encodes 596 amino acids. The transcript is spliced from 2 exons. The record is from RefSeq and is a predicted model, not a curated record.